AUGACCAAAGCUGCAACACUCCCUAUCAUCGACAUCUCAGCCGAAGGUAUAGACCAGGCCCAAGUCGCCAAGGAGUUGGUAGACGCCGCAAUUAAUUAUGGCUUUGUAUAUAUCAAAAGUCAAGAUAUUUCGGCUGAGCAAAUAGACAAUGCUUUCAACCUGUCACGCAUCUUAUUCGACUCGCCUCCCGAGGACAAGCAGAGAUGCAAGAUCGAGAAAAAUAAUCAGGGGUGGUCCGGCAUGCAUACCGAGACCUUAGACCCCAAAACUCAGAGAGUAGGAGACUUUAAAGAGGGCUUCAAUUUCGGCCCCUUUGUCAACAGCAAAGCCACACAACCCAUCCCACAGAGCAUCGAGCCGCAUCAAGCAGAGCUCGCCACUUUCCGGGAUGCGUGUCACGAGCUGUGCCGGAAGCUACUCUUACUCUUCGGCAUCGGAUUAGGAGUUAAUCCCCCGGAGUUCUUUUCCGCCGCGCACAAUCCCGCCCUGUCGUCGGGCUCUAUCCUGCGGUUCUUAUACUACCCACCGCCCAGUAGGACACCCGAGGCGCACCCCGAUGACGUGCGAGCGGGUGCGCACUCGGACUACGGGUCUAUCACCCUUCUGUUCAGACUACGCGGCCAAGCCGGUCUCGAGAUCCUCGAGCCUCACACCGGCCGUUGGGCCCCUGUCCCCGUCGAUCCGCCUAGUAGUAGCAAGGACGAGGACACCAUCGCCCCGCCGCCUAUUCUUGUCAACAUCGGCGAUCUGCUCUCGUACUGGACUAAUGGGCUGCUCCGUAGUACUGUCCACCGUGUCGCAUUCCCCUCAGCACCAGAGGCCCUAGCGAUCGGCGAGUCUACCGCCGAUCCGCGGUACUCAGUUGUCUACUUCUGCCACCCGGCCGACGACACGCUGCUGACGCCCGUUCCAAGCGAGCGCGUCAAGGCGGCAAGCGAAAGCGAGAAUGAUACUGCCCGGAACCAGGGCUUAGAUAGCAAUAGUAAGAAGGUCUUGACGGCGAACGAACACUUGCAGAUGCGACUGCAGGCGACGUAUUUGCAAAUGUACGGCAAAGACGGAGAAAAGAAGGUGACAAAAUAA
Messenger RNA from Daldinia childiae, 1083 nucleotides. RefSeq lists its product as uncharacterized. The record is from RefSeq and is a predicted model, not a curated record. Lineage: Eukaryota; Fungi; Ascomycota; Sordariomycetes; Xylariales; Hypoxylaceae. The transcript has 6 exons. Gene Ontology annotation, molecular function: dioxygenase activity. The coding region runs from base 1 to 1083 and encodes 360 amino acids.